This is a messenger RNA of Dama dama (fallow deer), 2205 nucleotides long. Its product is annotated as leukocyte immunoglobulin-like receptor subfamily B member 3. NCBI's taxonomy places the organism in Eukaryota, Metazoa, Chordata, Mammalia, Artiodactyla, Cervidae. The record is from RefSeq and is a predicted model, not a curated record. Gene Ontology annotation, molecular function: inhibitory MHC class I receptor activity. Gene Ontology annotation, biological process: cytokine-mediated signaling pathway. The transcript is spliced from 11 exons. Bases 94 to 1767 code for a protein of 557 amino acids.
CCCCAGAGAGGACACACCCUGUGUGUCUGUCUGUCCGGAGGGCCCCCAGGUCUCCUCCAUCCUCACGGCCUUGGACCGCAGGGAGGAGACGCCAUGGCCCCCACCCUCCCCGCCCUGCUCUGCCUCGGGCUGAGUGUGGGCCUGAGGACCCAGGUGCAGGCCGGGACCCCCCCCAAACCCACCAUCUGGGCUGAGCCGGGCUCUGUGGUCCCCUGGGGGAGCCCCAUGACCAUCUGGUGUCAGGGGACCCUGGGGGCCCAGGAGUUCCAUCUGGAUAAAGAGGGAAUCUCAGUCCCCUGGGACAGACAGAAACUCCUGGAGCCCGGGGACAAGGCCAAGUUCUCCAUCUCACAGAUGACUGAUCAGUAUGCAGGGCGCUAUCGGUGCUACUAUCUCAGGGGAACUCUCUGGUCAGAGCGCAGUGACCCCAUGGAGCUGGUGGUGACAGGACCCUACAGCAAACCGCGCCUCUCAGCCCUGCCGAGCCCUGUGGUGACCUCGGGAGGGAACGUGACCCUGCAGUGUGUCUCCUAUCAGGGAUUUAACAGGUUCCGUCUGACCAAGGAAGGAGAAGACGAGUCCUCUCGGACCCUGGAUGGACAGUGGGGCUCCUAUAGGCAGACCCAGGCGCUGUUCCCCGUGGGCCCCGUGAGCCCCGGACACGGGUGGACGUUCAGAUGCUACGGCUUUAACAGGGACACCCCCUGGGUGUGGUCGGCCCCCAGCGACCCCCUGGAGCUCCUGGUCCCAGGGCUGUCUGGGAAGCCGUCCCUCCUGACCCCGCAGGGCCCUGUCGUCACCUCUGGACAGAACCUGACCCUUCAGUGUCGCUCUGACAUCGGCUACGCCAGAUUCGCUCUGUCCAAGGAGGGGGGCUGGGACCUCCCCCAGCGCCCUGCCCGGAGGGCCCAGGGGGGGCUCUCUCAGGCCGACUUCCCCCUGGGCCCGGUGAGAACCUUCCACGGGGGCCGGUACAGAUGCUACGGUGGACACGGUCUCUCCUCUGAGUGGUCGGCCCCCAGCGACCCCCUGGAGCUCCUGGUGGCAGGAGAGGGGCCAGCGGGACUGCUCAGAGACAGACCCUCCCUCUCGGCGCGGCCGGGCCCCUCGGUGGCCCCGGGGGAGAACGUGACCCUGCUCUGUCAGUCAGGAGACUGGACGGACACUUUCCUUCUGUCCCAGGAGGGGGCAGCCCACCGCCCCCUGCGUCUGCGCGCCCAGGACCAAGGCGGGCAGUUCCAGGCCGAGUUCUCCUUGAGUCCUGUGAGCUCGGCCCACGGGGGCACCUACAGGUGCUACCGCGCGCUCAGCACAGACUCCUACCUGCUGUCGCAGCCCAGCGAGCCCCUGGCGCUUCUGGUCUCAGGCCUCACGUGGUACCUGAGUGUCCUCAUCGGGGUCUCGGUGACCUUCGUCCUGCUGCUCCUGGUCGUCCUCCUCCUCUUCCUCUGGCACCGGGGUCGGGACAGACGCAGGAAGUCGGGGGCCGCAGACCCAGGGCGUGAGGACAGAGGACCACAGAGCAGCUCCAGCCCAGCCGCGGACACCCAGGACCAGGCCAUCUAUGCUGCCGUGAGCGACGCACAGUCUGAGGUGGGGCUGCAGCUGGACCGUCGGCAGGCUGCCACGUCCGAAGCCCCCCAGGACGUGACCUACGCCCAGCUGAACCACUCGACUGUCAGAAGGGGGACGGCCGCACCCCCCGGCCCCCUGGUGGGGGAGCCCCCAGCAGACCCCAGUGAGUACGCUGCUCUCGCCGUUCGCUAGCCCAGGAAGGACCCGGACCCCAGGCUCCAGGGACCAGAUCUCAGCGACUCCAGGAGGCACGGGAGCAGCCAGCAGUGGAGAUCACCCAAAGACCAGCAGCCAGUCCCUGGGCUCCUAACAGACCACCAGGGGCCCCGGGACCCUUUCGGGUCAACCCUCAGAAGCAGCAUCCUGGACCCCCGGUGGCCCAGCGGUUGAGAAUCUGCCGGCCAAUGCAGGGAACGCGGGUCUGACCCCCUUGCUGCGGACAGCUGAGCCGAGGGGCACGGCCGCUGCCGAAGCCCUGUGCCCAGAGCCGGUGCUCCUCGAGAGGAGCCAGCGCGCGAGCAGGCCGUGCACAGCCAGGCCCCAGCCUCCACGCGCUGCAGCCAGAGCGAGCCCACACGCAGCAGGGAAGGCCCAGCACAGCCGCAAAUAAACAAGUCACUAAAGACUGAA